AUGAACCCGGACCACGUGACCGACGGGGAAAAGAAAAAUGUUGAGGUCAAAAAUGUUGAGGUCAAUGACGGCUACUCAGAUGCAGCCAAGAAGGAUCCAAGCAGGAGGAAUAAGGAGCAAAAAGAACCCAGCCUGAAGAUCACCAUUCAUCUGGAUCUGGUUGCUGAGGUCGAUAUCAAGAUCAAAGCGCAGCUAUAUGGCGAUGUUGUGAUUGGUUUGCUUUGA
Aspergillus viridinutans is the source of this 225-nucleotide messenger RNA. RefSeq lists its product as uncharacterized. Lineage: Eukaryota; Fungi; Ascomycota; Eurotiomycetes; Eurotiales; Aspergillaceae. The record is from RefSeq and is a predicted model, not a curated record. The coding region runs from base 1 to 225 and encodes 74 amino acids. The transcript has 2 exons.